Messenger RNA from Zea mays, 1325 nucleotides. Its product is annotated as Chorismate mutase 1 chloroplastic. The coding region runs from base 76 to 1014 and encodes 312 amino acids. Gene Ontology annotation, cellular component: cytoplasm. Gene Ontology annotation, biological process: aromatic amino acid biosynthetic process; chorismate metabolic process. Gene Ontology annotation, molecular function: chorismate mutase activity. The transcript is spliced from 6 exons. NCBI's taxonomy places the organism in Eukaryota, Viridiplantae, Streptophyta, Magnoliopsida, Poales, Poaceae. The record is from RefSeq and is marked provisional.
CUCCCACGGUCCCACUCCUCAGGAGCGUCCAGAGUUUAGGUGCUCGUGGAGUCGUGGUGGAGGUGGUAGGUGUCGAUGGCCUUCAAGCUGGCCACCAAGGCCGCGGCGGCGUCGCCCGCUGCUGCUCACCGCGGGGGUCUCGCCCGGGGGCCGGAGGGUACGAGCCGCGUUGCCUUCGGACCAGCGCCUAGAAACAAGGGGCUCCGCGCGGCCAACAACUCCGCGACGCCCGUGGCUAAGGAAGAGAGGGUUGAUCGAAGUGAAAUAUUGACAUUGGAUAGCAUUAGACAAGUUUUGAUUAGACUAGAAGACAGCAUCAUAUUUGGCCUUUUGGAGAGAGCACAGUUUUGUUACAAUGCUGAUACAUAUGAUAGCAAUGCUUUCCACAUGGAUGGUUUUGGCGGCUCUUUGGUUGAAUAUAUGGUUAGAGAAACUGAAAAGCUCCAUGCACAGGUUGGGAGAUACAAGAGCCCAGAUGAGCACCCUUUCUUUCCUGAGGAUCUGCCUGAGCCCCGGUUGCCACCUAUGCAGUACCCAAGGGUUUUGCAUCCCAUUGCUGAUUCUAUCAAUAUCAACAAAGAGAUUUGGAAAAUGUAUUUUGAUGAACUUCUUCCAAGAUUGGUGAAAAAAGGAAGUGAUGGUAAUGCUGGAUCCAGUGCUCUUUGUGACACGACCUGCUUGCAGGCGCUCUCCAAAAGGAUCCACUAUGGGAAGUUUGUGGCAGAGGCUAAGUUUCAGGAGUCCCCGGAAGCUUACAUGCCAGCCAUAAUAGCUCAGGACCGUGAUCAACUCAUGCACCUUCUCACAUAUGAAACGGUGGAGCGUGCUAUCGAACAUAGGGUGGAAGCCAAAGCCAAGAUCUUCGGGCAAGAGGUGAACAUCGGUGUGGAGGACAACGGCAGCCCACCGGUGUACAAGAUCGUUCCGAGCUUGGUCGCCGAGCUGUACAGCUACAGAAUCAUGCCGCUAACCAAAGAGGUUCAAAUCGCGUAUUUGCUUAGGAGGCUGGAUUGAGUAUGUUUAUGUAGAUGUAAAUUGCCAGAUCAGAACUCCUGGCGUUAAGCCAGAACAUUGGUAAAUACCGGUUUUGGUGUCAGGAUGCAAAAUGUACCAUGUGUGGAAUUGUGCCAACAAACAAGCAUAAUAUCAUGUGGAGUUGUCGAGUAGUCGCGCCUCGUGCGUACUGCCAAUGGACAAUGUUUGUAGACUGUAUGGAAUGAUGGGUCACUUCCUUUGGCGGGUGCCCUUUUGAAAGGGAGUAAAAUUCUCUCAUUGUCGUUGAAAUUUAUACAGAUCCGCUCAAGUGCCAUCGAAAUUUUCAACUU